Sycon ciliatum is the source of this 3056-nucleotide messenger RNA. RefSeq lists its product as uncharacterized. Gene Ontology annotation, molecular function: opioid growth factor receptor activity. Gene Ontology annotation, cellular component: membrane. The transcript has a single exon. NCBI's taxonomy places the organism in Eukaryota, Metazoa, Porifera, Calcarea, Leucosolenida, Sycettidae. The coding region runs from base 228 to 2591 and encodes 787 amino acids. The record is from RefSeq and is a predicted model, not a curated record.
AGUGACAAGAAUCAGUAUAUCGCCCGCAUUGUUGCCUGUUGGACAGUUGACAGCCAGUUUCACGAUGUAGGUUGGGCCAACAAAGUCAAAGGGUCCAGUUUGGCAUGGCCGCCCGCCUGGGCAUCGAAACCGUAGAGCCACACGGGCAGGCAUCUGACUGUUUCAUUGAAAUAUUAUUAUUGCCAUUAGGAUUUGGAACUGGGAAAUCCGACUGCAUCGUAUUGUAGAUGGAGUCCAAACGUGCUCGUGCUCGUGCUCAACCCAAUAGUAGUGCAGGACGUAAGACUAACAAGCCUACAACUACGAGUAAGGCGAAGGGAGGCUUUGCAAAGAAGUCCAAGCAGCUUCGACUAGAUCAGUUCGUUCAAGUCAGCCGGCGGGGCGCUGCGCGUGGGGUCGACAAUCAGCUUGCCAACGUCGAAACAACAACACCAGCAGCUAGAAUGGCGGGCGUUGAAGAGCGCCACCAGACAGCCAGUCUUCAAGGCAACAACUUGGACUUGGAACAGUUCCAGACUCAGGAUGGUGAGCCUGCUGCUGCUGCUGCUGUGAGAGAUGACUCGCAUGUAGUUAAUAAUAUCAGCAUAUGGCGGAGGAGUCGUCCAGCGCAGGUGGGUGAUGAUUAUGAUGGUGACAGCAAUGACGAUAACGACGCAGGUUCAGCUGCUUCGAAGAGUCUAGAGCUGCAGCGGAGCGGGCACAUGUCAGACAAGCAGACUCGUGUUGGGCGGCUGAACAAGAACUGGCUAUUCUACUCUGGACAAAUAGCUACAGUUCCCCAUGGAGUGUACAUUGAUGACAUCCACAGAGAUUGGUGGCAGGACCUCGGUCAUUUAGAGUACGACCACUCCUAUAUCCAGUGGCUUUUUCCAAUAAGUGAAUCGAGUGGAAUGAAUUGGUCGGCACAAGCACUGCAAGCUGAUGAGGCUAAGGCGAUCACCAGUGAUCCAGUGUCACGCGGACGACUCCUCAAGUCUUACAAAAUGAUGCUGAACUUCUACGGCCUGAAGCUUAUCGACGAGCAAACCGGCGAGGUAGGCCGUGCCGGUAAUUGGAAGUCGCGCUAUGCCAACUUACUGACGCACACGCACAACUACUUACGAAUCACCCGUAUCAUCAAGUGCUUGGGUGAGAUGCACGCUAUGCAGUGUUACCAAACUGCAUUGGUGGCGCAUCUUGUGCGUGAAGUUCACAUCACCAAGGAGCUAGUGGAUGCCAAGCGAAGUCUGAAGAACUUUUGGACUGAAGCUGUGUGUGACAGGAACGAGCGUGAGCGUUUCAAAUCUCUCAUCGCCAGCAAUGGCAGUGGCAGUACGGUGGUGGUGAAGGUGUGUGAAGACUCCAGCAUGCGUGCUGCUGCACAGCUAGACAAUGAGGAGAAGGACAAUGAGGAGGAGGAUAUGGACGGUGAGAGUACUGAUGAAUACUCUGAAACUGGCGGCGGUGGAUCAGACCUGUAUGAUGAACACGAUCAUACUGAGGACACUGCGCCGCGCACUUCCCUGCCGCAUCAGCAACACCGUGCUAACAGUGGAGGUAGCAGCAGCAGCGGUGGACACCGGGUCACAGCACCAGUGCUGGGGACGGCAGCCAUGAACGUUGGCCGUGCUGUUGACAAGACAGAAAAAGACAGUGGUGGCGGCGACAGCGGCAGUAUGUGUGACACGAUGGAGUACUCCGUGCCGACGACGCCAGGCAGUGCCGCCGGUGCAGGCAACAGUGAUUCUCCACACCAACUACAGUACACUGACAUUGAACAGUUCUCCAGUAGUCCAGACUGUUCAGCAGCAAGUAUGGAUGACGAAGUGCCGUCCCCUCCAACAGCCUCAUCACAACACAGUGCAGCAGCAGCAGCAGCACGGGACGACGGCAUGUUUGCUGCUGCACAUACAGCCGCCAUAAAGCAACUAGCGGGAAGUGAGAGUGAGCAUGAGACGGACAGCGAUGAAUGGUCCGACACACCGCAGGAUGAUCUUCCUGCCGCAGCCAGCAGGUCUGCGACCAGUGAUCGGCAAAGCACAGCCAACAAAAACACCCUGUUCUACAGUGGCAAGAUUGCUGCAGCACCAUGCAGAGUGUACAUUGAUGACAUCCACAGAGAUUGGUGGCAGGACCUCGGUCAUUUAGAGUACAACCAUUCCUAUAUCCAAUGGCUUUUUCCAAUAAGUGAAUCGAAUGGAAUGAAUUGGUCGGCACAAGCACUGCAAGCUGAUGAGGCUAAGGCAAUCACCGGUGAUCCAGUGUCACGCGGACGACUCCUCAAGUCUUACAAAAUGAUGCUGAACUUCUACGGCCUGAAGCUUAUCGACGAGCAAACCGGCGAGGUAGGCCGUGCCGGUAAUUGGAAGUCGCGCUAUGCCAACUUACUGACGCACACGCACAACUACUUACGAAUCACCCGGAUCAUCAAGUGCCUGGGUGAGAUGCCCGGCAUGCAGCUUUACCAGGCCCCACUAGUGGCACAUUUGGUUGAGGAAGUGUGCGUGACCAAACAGCUGGUUCAGGCGUGGAGAAGCUGCAGAGAUUUCUGGGUUGAUGCAGUAGCUGAUCGGGUUGCUCGCUUGAAGUUUGUCAAGACCUUGCAGAGGUAGCACUGUGUUGACGUGGCUGGUGAAAGGCCCAUGAUCUGUAUUGUCUCUUCCAUUUCCCAUGGCGCACAGUACACAUUUCCAUGUGGUAGCUACUAGUACCCGCAAGACUGGCCAUGUUUGUGCACAGGUGCAGCAGUUUGAUAUGCUGUCUGUUGACAGUAGUCAUGACGUCAUAGUUAUAAUGUAAUUAUUAUGUAUACGUGUGUGUGUGUGUGUGUGUGUGUGUGUGUGUGUGUGUGUGUGUGUGUGUGUGUGUGUGUGUGUGUGUGUGUGUGUGUGUGUGUGUGUGUGUGUGUGUGUGUGAUGAGUGACUGCCCUGCAACAGCACCCCCCCCCCCCCCCCCCCCCCCCGGGAUUGCCUUGACAAGUAAACGUUUUAUUCCCGUAGCUAUGCAGAAGACGUUACUUCAGUAACGUCUGGCGCUAGCCAGGGUCCACACAGCUUUAAUUUGGUGUUUGUUUGUG